AUGGGGGCCUCCUUCUCGAACCUCACCGACGCCGCAUGCGCCGUGCACCAGUUUAAGAUCAACGGCUACUCGGCCACCAAAUCCAUGGCGAGGACGGACACGCUCCCAUCCAAGCGGCUGGCCGUGGGCGGGUACGAGUGGGAGGUCCACUACACCCCGAGCCUCGUCGUCGACGGCGGCUACUGGAUUGCGUUCAGGCUCGUCCUCCUCAGCGCGCCGCGCCGGAACGACGUGAAGGCCGCGUUCAGAUGCCGGCUGCUGUAUACUUCCUCCAACUCCUACUACGGUCAUGAACGCGGUGCGUGCGUCAGGGAUUCAAUCGGGAACGUGGAAGGCCAGAUGUCUCAUGCGUUCAAGCGGGCGAAAGAGAGCUCCGGAUGGAUUCCGCUCCGCAAAAGGAAUGAUGUGGAGGCGGCCCGGGUCAUCGAGAACGACUCUUUCACCGCGGAAUGCACCAUCACGGUCGUCACCGAAUUACCGGAGCCUGACACAGCAAAGACUAAUGUCGUCCGGCCCCCAAUUCCGCCAUUGUCGGGCUUGCAUUCCUUGCACCAUGAUCUCGGUGAGCUCUUGAGCAAGGCAACGGGAUUUGAUGUCGUGCUGGUGGUGUCCGGAGAGACCUUCGCAGCGCACAAGGCCAUACUUGCAUCAAGGUCCCCGGUUUUCAUGGCCCAAUUCUUUGGCCCCAUGAAGGAGACGCACUCACAGAGGGUGGAGAUCGUGGACAUGGAGGCACCUAUAUUCGGAGCCAUGCUUCGCUUCAUGUACACCGACAUGGUGCCCGAGCUUGAGCUGCAGGAGGACUGCACCAUCAUCACGCAGCAUCUGCUUGCGGCUGCGGACAGGUACGGACUCGACACGCUCAAAUCGAUGUGUGAGGACAAGCUCUGCGAUGGCACAAGAGUGGAGACGGCAGCGACAACUCUGGCGCUGGCAGAGCAGCACGGUUGCCCGAAGCUCAAGGCCAGGUGUGUUGAGUUCAUCGCUGCAAACCUUGAUGACGUCAUGGCGACAGAGAGUUACAAGCAUCUCAUGACAAGCUCCCCAUUGGUUCUGAAUGACCUCCUGAGAGCUGUGCGUGGAAGAAAGAACUGA
This is a messenger RNA of Miscanthus lutarioriparius, 1095 nucleotides long. NCBI's taxonomy places the organism in Eukaryota, Viridiplantae, Streptophyta, Magnoliopsida, Poales, Poaceae. The record is from the annotation of a GenBank genome assembly.